Messenger RNA from Acanthochromis polyacanthus (spiny chromis), 2304 nucleotides. RefSeq names its product fibropellin-1-like. The record is from RefSeq and is a predicted model, not a curated record. Gene Ontology annotation, biological process: heterophilic cell-cell adhesion; establishment or maintenance of epithelial cell apical/basal polarity. The transcript is spliced from 7 exons. Lineage: Eukaryota; Metazoa; Chordata; Actinopteri; Pomacentridae. Gene Ontology annotation, molecular function: calcium ion binding. The coding region runs from base 150 to 2186 and encodes 678 amino acids. Gene Ontology annotation, cellular component: protein-containing complex; plasma membrane.
GAGGGCCAGUCUUUAAACACAGAGCAACAGCAAAAACAGUGAGGUGCUUCUCAAUCACGAAACAGCAUGUCACCACUUUAGGAUUUCUUCGCUUCUUCUUUUUUUAUUGAAAUAUUACCUUGUGGUUUUACAUAGACGCAGGCUUUACCAUGGAGUUUAGGAAAGUUCAUUUGAAUCUAAAGACGGUACUGCUGACGAUGAUGAUGUUUAAAUGGGGGACCCUCUGUACAGCCACAGCAGACAAAUGUUUGUCUACACCCUGCCAAAAUGGCGCUACCUGUGUGGACACCAUGGAUGAUUAUGCCUGUAUCUGUGCUAGAGAAGGGUUGCGAUACAUGGGCAAAAACUGUGAUGAACUCUAUGAUGCCUGUUCCUUUGCUCCAUGUGAAGACUGCACCAGCAUUCCUGGUACCACAGAAUACCACUGCAUCUGCCCAGAUGGCCUGACAGGUGACAACUGCACAGAGGAGAUGGAUGAGUGUCAGAGCAACCCUUGCUUUGAGCCCCGUAUUCUGUGUGUGGACCAGCUGAAUGGGUACUUUUGCAGGUGUCCUGCUGGGUACGGUGGACAGGACUGCAGGACACAUGUGACAGACUGCAUUGAUCAACCCUGCAGGAACAAUGGGACUUGUGUACUUCUAUCAGAAGGCUUUGAAUGCCACUGUGCACCAGGAUUUGAAGGGAGGACCUGUGAGGAAGAUAUAAAUGAGUGUUCAUCAGAGCCCUGUCAGAAUGGUGCUAUUUGCAUAGAUGGAGUGGGAGAGUUUCAGUGCUUCUGUGUGCCUGGUUUUCAGGGCUACAACUGUGAAAUCGACAUAAAUGAGUGUGCUUCACGACCCUGUGAGAACAAUGCUACCUGCAUCAAUGAGAAGGACCACUAUGAGUGUGAGUGCCUGGUGGGGUUUUCAGGAGUAAACUGUGAAUCUGAAAUUGAUGAGUGCGAUUCCAGCCCCUGCCGCAAUGGAGCCAUUUGCCACGACUUAGUCGGCAUGUACUCCUGUGAGUGUUUGCCCGGGUUCGACGGCAUCAACUGUGAGGUUGAUGUUGAUGAAUGUGCCAGUGAGCCAUGUCAGAAUGGAGCAAUCUGUCAUGACACGGUGAACAGUUAUCAAUGUGACUGCAGUGAUACAGGAUUUGAGGGCGACUAUUGUGAAGUGGACAUUUCCGAAUGUGCCUCUGAUCCCUGCGAGCACGGUGCCACAUGUUUAGAAGGUGUCAAAGAAUAUAACUGUCUCUGCUGGCCAGGUUACGAAGGACCAAACUGUGAGGUUGACAUAGAUGAAUGUGACAUGCAACCCUGUGAGAAUGGUGGGGAGUGUUUUGAGCGUUCAGAUUCAUCUCACUGGGAGCUGGACUGGGAACUCAGUUUUGCAGAUGCAGCUGGAUAUAUUUGCCAGUGUCAGCAAGGAUUUGCAGGAGAGAAUUGCUCUGUCAACAUUGAUGAAUGUGAGUCUGAACCCUGUCAGAAUGGAGGCACUUGUGAAGAUGAGAUAAAUGGCUAUACCUGUACAUGUCCUGUUGGAUUUUUAGGUGAGCUGUGUCAGGUGAACAUUGAUGAGUGUGAGAGUCAGCCUUGCCAGAAUGGUGGCUGGUGUGAAGACGGCAGGGCGUCCUACACCUGCCACUGUCCUGAGGCAGAGCCAGGUGAGAUUCCAUGGGGAGGUUAUCACUGUCAUGUGAAACUGUAUGGCUGCAUAGACCAUGAAUGUCAGAAUGGAGCCACCUGUCAUCCAUGGCUAGAGGAUGGUGAACAUGGCCAUACAUGCUUGUGCCCCCAUGGCUUCUAUGAUGACCAGUGCUCCACAAGAACAACAUUCUCCUUCUCCACUCCUGGAUUCAUUCACAUCCAGGUUGUUCUAGAGGAAAGGACCCGCAGGGAAGUUGAACAUCGUGCUCACAAAGGUUUUGGGGUACAGCUACGCUUCCGGACAACUAUACCCAAUUUGUUACUCUUCUACAGAGGGGACAUGGACAACCAUCUCCUCCUAGAGAUUUUGAAUGGUGGUCUUCACGCAAGAGCCUUUUCUGAGGAGUCUGUAUUUGAUCUAACAUUUUCUGGCUUGGUUAGUGAUGGAGACUGGCGGGAUGCUCAUGUGGUUUUGGAUCACGAAGGUCUGGUCUUGAUUCUGAAAGGUCCUGGAUGUGACAGGGAUGGGAUGCAGAGUCAUAGAUGGUGGUGCAGAUGAGCCAUUUUUCCAGCCUUCUGAAGCCUUCAGUCAUAUUUAUGUAGGUGGAGCACCAGAUAAGUUUUUAGAGUACUCUGUAAGUGGUACAGGGUUCAUUGGAUGUAUGGAAGACCUGAUG